AUGACUGAGAUCGUGAUGAGUCAAACGCCCCCUAUUCUGCACGGGCCGACGGAGAAGGAGAAGAAGUAUGACAGGCAACUCAGACUUUGGGCUGCUAGCGGCCAAACAGCUCUCGAGUCUGCAAACCUCCUGCUGGUGAACUCUGGUGCCGGUGCUGUGGGAGUAGAAACACUGAAAAACCUCGUGUUGCCAGGAAUAGGGAAAUUUACAAUAGCAGAUGAUGCUAUAGUGAAUGAAGCCGACCUAGGUGUCAACUUCUUCCUCGACGAAAGUUGCCUGGGAAAGCUUAGGUCGGAAUGUUGUACUAAGCUGCUCCAAGAACUUAACCCAGAGGUUCAAGGGGAAUGGUUUCCAAAGAAACAGGGCACUCUGGAUCUAAGUAGCGUUCUGGAAGCUUCACCUACUUUCACCCUGAUCAUGUACACACAUCCUAUCAAGAAGGAAAUUCUUUCAAUUAUUGAUUCCUAUGCCACUCAGCAUAGGACUCCAGUAGUGGGGAUUCAUUCCGCUGGGUUCUAUUCACACUUUCGCAUCAACCUCCCGGGGACGUUUCCCAUAGUUGACACCCACCCCGAAGUGGAGAAGACGACAGAUCUUCGCCUCCUGAACCCUUGGCCCGAGCUUGUCGAGUUUGCGCGAGAAAUGACGAAGGACAUUGAUGCUUUAAACGACCAUGAACAUGGACAUUUGCCCUAUGUCGUCAUAUUACUCCAUUACCUCGAGGAAUGGAGACGGUCGCACAACGGCCAAAAUCCCAUUAGCUACAAUGACAAGACGGCAUUUAGCAAGUUUGUAUCAAGCAAGGCAAGGACCGCAAACCAGGAGGGUGGGGAGGAGAACUUCCAAGAAGCUGCAGUUGCCAUCAACAAGAACAUUAAGGCUCCCGAAUUAGAACCCGGAGUACAGGAACUCUUCGACCAUAAAGUCUCUGAUGAGAUUGAGCUGCAGUCUACCUUCUGGAUCAUUGCUAGGGCCGUUAAGGCCUUCUACCUCAAGCAUAAUUGCCUCCCUUUUCCUGGAGCCUUGCCGGAUAUGAAGGCCCAGUCAAGUGUCUACGUCAAAUUGCAGAGUAUAUACAAGGAAAAAGCUCGGAAAGACGCGCAUGAAGUGCUAGAGACUGCCAGGAUCAUAUCUGGUGGCAAGGACGUUGAUCCCGCCGAGGUAGACCUCUUCUGUAAGAACGCUCGAUUCGUGAAGCUCAUCAAUGCAACACCAACAAGGCCAGAUCUCGAUGAGGUUUAUGAAAUUGAGGUGGCUAACGAUGAGGCGGCCGAGGCUAUGAAGAUCGAGACCGAAGGCGCAUUCACGCUACCCAUGUCUAAUCUCUUCAUCUAUCUCGCCCUCUUGGCAACUAGCCACAAGAUUACAUACAGCGCCGACGAGAUUAUGAAAUUUAUCACUAACAUCGUACCAAAAGCAGCCGGGAACGAGCGAGCCCUCCAAGCUGCUCAAGAAGUAGCUCGAGCUGGCGGCGGUGAACUUCACAACAUCUCCGCACUCACUGGCGGCAUGGUAGCUCAAGAAAUUAUCAAAAUUAUCACGAAACAGUACAUCCCAAUUGAAAAUACCUGCAUAUUCGACGGCAUCAGUAGCCGGUGCCAGGUACUUCGGCUAUAG
This is a messenger RNA of Annulohypoxylon truncatum, 1617 nucleotides long. RefSeq lists its product as uncharacterized. Gene Ontology annotation, cellular component: cytoplasm. Gene Ontology annotation, molecular function: NEDD8 activating enzyme activity. Bases 1 to 1617 code for a protein of 538 amino acids. NCBI's taxonomy places the organism in Eukaryota, Fungi, Ascomycota, Sordariomycetes, Xylariales, Hypoxylaceae. The transcript is spliced from 5 exons. The record is from RefSeq and is a predicted model, not a curated record. Gene Ontology annotation, biological process: protein neddylation.